Ramularia collo-cygni is the source of this 6813-nucleotide messenger RNA. Its product is annotated as probable acetyl-CoA carboxylase. The record is from RefSeq and is a predicted model, not a curated record. The transcript is spliced from 4 exons. Gene Ontology annotation, biological process: fatty acid biosynthetic process. NCBI's taxonomy places the organism in Eukaryota, Fungi, Ascomycota, Dothideomycetes, Mycosphaerellales, Mycosphaerellaceae. Gene Ontology annotation, molecular function: acetyl-CoA carboxylase activity; ATP binding; metal ion binding. The coding region runs from base 1 to 6813 and encodes 2270 amino acids.
AUGGCCGACGCAGUCGGAGGAGCGACAAUGGCAAACGGCCACCCGAAUGGAGCUCCCAGCAGCUAUGCUGCGAAAUACAACUUGGCCGAUCACUUCAUAGGCGGCAAUGCCUUGCCCAGAGCACCACCGAGCAAAGUCAAGGACUUUGUGACAGCGCAUGACGGACACACGGUCAUCACAAGUGUCCUCAUCGCAAACAACGGUAUUGCUGCCGUCAAGGAGAUCCGAUCAGUGCGGAAAUGGGCCUACGAAACAUUCGGCGAUGAGCGGGCCAUCCAGUUUACUGUCAUGGCCACGCCCGAGGAUUUGGCUKCCAAUGCGGAUUACAUUCGAAUGGCCGAUCAGUACGUGGAGGUUCCCGGAGGUACCAACAACAACAACUACGCCAAUGUCGAGCUCAUUGUCGAUAUCGCCGAGCGUAUGGGUGUGCACGCCGUCUGGGCUGGGUGGGGACACGCCUCAGAAAACCCAAAGCUUCCCGAAUCCCUCGCCGCAUCGCCGAACAAGAUCGUCUUCAUCGGACCUCCCGGUUCGGCCAUGCGAUCCCUCGGUGACAAGAUCUCUUCCACAAUCGUCGCCCAGCACGCAAAAGUGCCCUGUAUACCGUGGUCUGGAACCGGCGUAGAGGAGGUCGAGGUUGAUGACAACAACAUUGUGACGGUCAGGGAUGAUGUCUACGCCAAGGGCUGCGUCACCUCUGUCGAGGAGGGCCUCGAAGCGGCAAAGAAGAUUGGAUUCCCCGUCAUGGUCAAGGCCUCGGAAGGAGGUGGUGGCAAGGGUAUCAGAAAGGUCGACGACGAGCAGUCGUUUGCAGCGUUGUACAAGGCUGCCGCCAGCGAGAUUCCUGGUUCGCCCAUCUUCAUCAUGAAGCUUGCUGGUAACGCCCGGCAUUUGGAAGUCCAGCUUCUUGCUGAUCAGUACGGCAACAACAUUUCCAUCUUCGGUCGUGAUUGUUCCGUUCAGCGAAGACAUCAGAAGAUCAUUGAAGAAGCGCCUGUGACCAUUGCGAGCCAACAGACCUUCCAGAAGAUGGAGAAGGCUGCUGUGUCUCUGGGCAGAUUGGUCGGAUACGUCUCUGCUGGAACCGUUGAAUACCUCUACUCGCACUCGGACGACAAGUUCUACUUUUUGGAGCUGAACCCACGUCUACAGGUCGAGCAUCCUACGACUGAGAUGGUCUCGGGUAUUAACAUUCCCGCAGCACAGCUUCUAGUCGCCAUGGGAUGCCCUCUCCACCGCAUUCGAGACAUUCGCUUGCUCUACGGUGCGGAUCCGCACACUUCCACCGACAUUGACUUCAACUUCGAAAAGGAGGGCAGCGCGUUGCAGCAACGGCGACCAAUGCCCAAAGGCCACUGCACAGCUUGCCGUAUCACUUCGGAAGAUCCUGGCGAGGGAUUCAAGCCGUCCUCUGGUACCAUGCACGAGCUGAACUUCCGAUCCAGCUCAAACGUCUGGGGUUACUUCUCCGUKGGUGCAGCUUCGUCUAUUCACAACUUCUCGGACUCGCAGUUUGGUCACAUUUUCGCAUAUGGCGAGAACCGACAAGCGUCACGAAAGCACAUGGUGGUUGCAUUGAAAGAGCUGAGCAUCCGUGGCGAUUUCAGGACAACGGUCGAGUACUUGAUCAAGCUUUUGGAGACACCAGCUUUCGAGGACAACACCAUCACAACUGGAUGGCUCGAUGAGCUGAUCAGUAAGAAGCUCACGGCUGAGCGCCCUGAUCCCAUGAUUGCGGUGGUUUGCGGUGCUGUGGCUCAGGCGCACACUGCCAGUGAAGCAUGUCUUCAAGAGUACAAGCAGGGCCUUGAGAAGGGUCAAGUCCCCAGCAAGGACAUUCUCAAGACGGUCUUCCCGAUCGAGUUCAUCUACGAAGGCUCAAAGUACAAGUUUACGGCGACCAGAUCCAGCGGAGACAUGUACACCCUCUUCAUCAACGGCAGCAAAGCUCUAGUGGGCAUCCGAGCUCUCUCCGACGGCGGUCUGUUGGUCCUGCUCGGUGGACGUUCUCACAACGUCUACUGGAAGGAAGAGGUUGGUGCGCUCCGCGUCUCGGUCGAUGGCAAGACCUGCCUGCUCGAGGAGGAGAACGACCCAACGCAGCUCCGAACUCCAUCGCCUGGAAAGCUCGUCAAAUUCACAGUCGACAAUGGCGAACACGUCCAGAAGGGCCAGGCUUUCGCAGAGGUGGAGGUCAUGAAGAUGUACAUGCCUCUCAUUGCACAAGAAGACGGUGUAGUGAACCUCAUCAAGCAGCCUGGCGCUACGCUCGAGGCUGGUGACAUUCUUGGAAUUUUGGCGCUAGACGACCCAUCCAAGGUCAAGUCCGCGCAACCUUUCCUUGGAAAGCUCCCCGAGAUGGGUGCUCCAGUUGUGCUCGGAACCAAAGCCCCACAGCGUUUUGCAUUCCUCAGGGGUAUCAUCAUGAACAUUCUGCAGGGUUAUGAUAACCAGGUCAUCAUGAACCAAACCUUGAAGGAGCUCAUUGAGGUCCUGCGCGAUCCUGAGCUGCCUUAUGGAGAGUGGAAUUCCCAGGCUUCGGCAUUGCACUCACGCAUGCCACAAAAGUUGGACGCUGCAUUUGAGCAGCUGGUCGAGCGCGCUCACAGCCGCCACAGUGAAUUCCCCGCGAWGCAAAUUUCCAAGACCUUUGAACGCUUCUUAUCGGACAACGUUUCGGCAGGCGAUGCUGAGCUUCUGCGCUCUGGUCUGGCUCCACUCAUCGACAUUAUCAACAAGUACCAGGAUGGCCUGAAGGCGCACGAGUUCGCGGUCAUCAACGAGUUGUUCGAGGAGUACUACAGAGUGGAGAGCAUUUUCUCUGCUCGUCAGAACCGUGACGAGGAGGUCAUUCUUGCUCUUCGCGACCAGCAGAAAGACAAGGUUGCUCAGGUUGUGCAGAUUGUGUUAUCCCACACAAGGGCCAGUGCGAAGAACAACCUCAUGCUCGCCAUCCUCAACGCGUAUAGACCAAACCAGGCCGGCAUUGGAAACGUAGGAAAAGCCCUGCGCCCUUCGCUGCAAAAGCUUGCGGAGCUUGAGGGUCGCCCAACYGCCAAGGUUGCGCUCAAGGCUCGUGAGCUUCUCAUCCAGUGCGCCAUGCCCUCCCUUGAGGAACGCACAUCGCAGAUGGAGCACAUCUUGCGAUCUGCGGUCCGCGAGUCUCGGUACGGCGAGAGUGGUUGGGACCACCGUGAGCCUGACUUCGAAGUCAUCAAGGAGGUCGUCGACUCCAAGUACACCGUGUUUGAUGUCCUGCCACACUUUUUCGUUCACCAAGAUCCGUGGGUUUCGCUCGCGGCUCUGGAGGUCUACACUCGCCGCGCAUACCGUGCGUACCAGCUUAAGACGAUCGAGUAUCGUACCGACAACGAUGCUCCAUACGUCCUCGUUUGGGACUUCGCCCUUAGAAAGGUCGGAGAGGCAGAGUUUGGUCUUCCAGUCGAGUCGUCUCACCCGUCCUCUGCCCCAGGAACGCCGUCGGAAGGCUUCAGCCGUGUCCACUCUAUCAGUGAUAUGAGCUACAUCUCGCGCCAAGCCGGUGUCGAGCCUAACCGUCGCGGUGCUGUUGUGCCCGUUCCCUUCAUCGAUGAAGCGGACGAGUAUUUGAUGCGGGCUCUGGAAGCCUUCCCCAUCGCAGCUGGCCCAAAGAAAGAUGCUGGGUCUUUGAUGGCUGACCUCUCCUUGAAGCGCGCUCCCACCGCCACCAAGCUACCAAGCGAGGAACUCACUGCCGUCUGCAAUGUCGCUAUCCGCGAUGCUGAGAGCUUAGAUGACAACGAGAUCCUGUCCCGCCUGCUACCAAUCGUCAAAGACUUCAAGGAGGAGAUGCUUUCUCGCCGUGUUCGUCGCCUCACAUUCAUCUGCGGUCACAUGGACGGCACAUAUCCAGGCUACUACACCUUCAGAGGCCCCACCUACGAAGAGGAUAGCAGCAUCCGUCACAUUGAGCCUGCUCUUGCCUUCCAGCUUGAGCUCUCGCGCCUCGCAAAGUUCAACAUCAAGCCAGUCUUCACCGAGAACCGCAGCAUCCACAUGUACGAGGCUGUUGGCAAGAAUGCUGAGACUGACAAGCGCUACUUCACCCGUGCGACUGUUAGACCCGGUCACUUGCGUGACAUCCCGACUGCUGAGUACAUGAUUUCCGAGGCUGACCGACUGAUGAGCGACAUUCUCGAUGCCAUGGAGAUUGUGGGCAACAACAACUCUGACAUGAACCACAUCUUCAUCAACUUUUCGGCCGUCUUCCCGCUCGAGCCGAAGGAGGUCGAAGAAGCCCUGGGACAGUUCCUGGACCGCUUCGGACGUCGUGCAUGGAGACUGCGUGUCACUGGUGCUGAGAUCCGCAUCGUCUGUACUGACCCCAAGACCGGCGCUCCGUUCCCAAUGCGUGUCAUCAUCACCAACACAUCUGGAUUCAUCAUUCAGGUUGAGCUGUACGAAGAGCGCAAGUCGGACAAGAGCAACGAAUGGCUCUUCCACAGCAUUGGAGGCACCRCCAAGAUUGGAUCUAUGCACCUGCGUCCUGUCAACACCCCAUACGAGACCAAGGGCGCACUUCAGCCGAAGAGAUACAAGGCACACAUCAUGGGUACUCAGUACGUCUAUGAUUUCCCAGAACUGUUCCGCCAGGCCAUCGAAAAUGAGUGGAACAAGAUCGGUAGCCAGCACCCAGGCAUGAAGGAGAAGCAGCCUAUCAAGGGAGAGUGCAUCGAGUAUAACGAACUCGUGCUCGACGACUCCGACAACCUGCAGGAGGUCAACCGCGAGCCCGGAGCGAAUGUUAUUGGCAUGGUAGGAUGGAUCGUGACUGCAAAGACCCCAGAAUACCCGCGUGGUCGCCGCUUCAUCAUCAUUUCCAACGACAUCACCCACAAGAUUGGCUCUUUCGGGCCAAACGAAGACAAGUUCUUCCACAAGUGUUCGGAGCUGGCUCGAAAGCUGGGCAUUCCUCGUAUCUACCUCUCCGCCAACUCCGGUGCUCGCAUUGGUAUGGCUGAAGAGUUGAUUCCUCACUUCUCCGUCGCUUGGAAGAAUGAGAACAAGCAAGAGUCUGGCUUCGACUACCUCUACCUCACCCCAGAGAAGAAGGCUCGCUUCGAGGACGGUGCGCUCAAGCAUGUCAUUACCAAGGAGAUUCAGGUCGACGGCGAGACUCGCCACCAGCUCACCACUAUCAUUGGCGCUGAGGACGGUCUCGGUGUUGAGUGUCUGAAGGGCUCCGGUCUCAUCGCCGGCGAGACUUCACGCGCAUACGAGGACAUCUUCACAAUCACCCUCGUCACUUGUCGAUCUGUUGGUAUUGGUGCGUACCUUGUCCGUCUCGGACAGCGUGCCAUUCAGAUCGAGGGACAGCCAAUCAUCCUCACCGGUGCUCCAGCCAUCAACAAGCUUCUGGGUCGCGAGGUGUACACCUCCAACUUGCAGCUCGGUGGCACCCAGAUCAUGUACAAGAACGGAGUCUCUCACCAGACUGCGAAUGAUGACUUUGAGGGUGUCUCGAAGAUUGUGCGCUGGUUGUCUUUCGUCCCCGAGWAGAAGGGUGCUCCAGUACCAAUCGCUCCCUCUGCCGAUUCGUGGGACAGAGACAUCACCUUCUUCCCACCUCAGAAGGCUCCAUAUGAUGUCAGACAUCUCAUCGCUGGUCAAAGUACUGACGAGGGCUUCAAGUCUGGUCUCUUCGACAAGGACUCCUUUGUGGAGACUCUUGGCGGCUGGGCACGAACUGUUGUUGUCGGUCGUGCUCGCCUUGGCGGUAUCCCUGUUGGUGUCAUCUCCGUGGAGACUCGUUCUGUUGAGAACAUCUCGCCUGCUGAUCCAGCCAACCCCGACUCGAUGGAGCAGAUUGUCAACGAGGCAGGUGGCGUUUGGUAUCCCAACAGCGCUUUCAAGACUGCCCAGGCUAUUCGUGACUUCAACAACGGCGAGCAGCUUCCACUCAUGAUCCUCGCCAACUGGAGAGGUUUCUCUGGUGGCCAGCGCGACAUGUACAACGAAGUGCUCAAGUACGGCUCGUACAUUGUCGACGCGCUCGUCAAGUAUGAGCAGCCUGUAUUUGUGUACAUCCCGCCAUUCGGCGAGCUUCGCGGUGGUUCAUGGGUUGUCGUCGAUCCAACCAUUAACCCUCAGUUCAUGGAGAUGUACGCUGAUGAGGAUGCCCGCGGUGGUGUUCUCGAACCAGAGGGUAUCGUCGGUAUCAAAUACCGCAAGGAACGCCAGCUCGAGACCAUGGCUCGCCUCGACCAGACCUACGGCGACCYCAAGCGCCGCUCGUUGGAGAAGGACCUCACACCAGAGCAGCAGCACGAGAUCAAGUCUCAGAUGACUGAGCGUGAGAACUUGCUGCUCCCGGUCUACCUCCAGAUCUCCCUGCAGUACGCUGAUCUCCACGAUCGUGCUGGACGCAUGAAGGCCAAGGACACUAUUCGCAUGCCGCUGAAGUGGUCCAACGCACGUCGCUUCUUCUACUGGCGUCUGCGUCGCCGUCUCAACGAGGAGCAAGUCCUCAAGCGCCUCGCGGUCUCGCAGUCCAAGGAGCUUGUUAGCCGAGGCGCAAACCUCAAGACUUUGGAGUCUUGGUCUGCCCUGGAACAGUACAGCACUGAUGACAAGGCUGUGGCUGUCUGGUUCGAGGAGAACCGUAAGCUCAUAUCCGACAAGAUUGAUGAGAUCAAGACAGAUGCCAUUGCAUAUGAUGUCGCUGCUCUCAUGAGGAGCCACAAGAGUGGUGGUCUGAAGGGUGUCGCGCAGGUGCUGAGCAUGCUGCCCGUUGAGGAGAAGGAGGAGGUACUCAAGUGGCUCCACAGUGCCUAA